AUGAAUUCAAGCGUAAAUAAUUUCAGUAAAUUGUUAGAAUUAAAACAAGAAGCUGAACAGAAACAAUUACAUUUAUCACAAAUACUUGAAACAGAACAACGAGCUAAAUGGCAUUAUGUUAAACAAAUUGAAGAAUUAACCGCUGAAAUAAAACAAUUAAAGUAUGAAUUCAAUGAAUAUCGCAUUGAUCGUCGAUUUAAUUUAGAAUUGGAAAAUGAAUCAGAAGAGUUAAGAAAAAUUAAAAAGGUAUUAUGUUAA
This is a messenger RNA of Schistosoma margrebowiei, 258 nucleotides long. The record is from the annotation of a GenBank genome assembly. NCBI's taxonomy places the organism in Eukaryota, Metazoa, Platyhelminthes, Trematoda, Strigeidida, Schistosomatidae.